AUGUCUGUUUUUGACAAUGCAACAAAUCAACCAAUAGAUCUACAUCUUAUAAAAUCAGCCAUAAUUACUUGUUGUCAAUUAUUUCUCUUCUUUGUUCUACAUGUUAUUGGUGUUUGCUUUGGAGCAUCGUAUGUCGAAUCUGAUCGUUUCGAAUAUGCAUCUUAUUCUUUUACAAAUGUUCGUUUAGCUGAACUUAAAACAACUUUAGCUAAUGGUUGUUCUAAUCUUACAGAUCUGCCUUGUUCUCUUCAAAUGAACAUAAAUGGUUAA
Molecule: messenger RNA, 270 nt
Organism: Rotaria sordida
Lineage: Eukaryota; Metazoa; Rotifera; Eurotatoria; Philodinida; Philodinidae
Source: the annotation of a GenBank genome assembly